UGCUUUGCGACCACAGCGACACUUUGGGAGUUUGAACAGUGCUGCUGAUGUGAUAAUGCCGAAAGGUCAACACCAGUUUAAAGCUUUGGUAAACGGCAAAUACUGACAUUCACCAGGGGCUCAUAGGCUUAAUCUGCAUUUCAUGAGGCCAUUUGAAUAUAUUAUGAGCAGUAAUUGAAAUAUUUCUUAUCUAAUGGAAAAGAACAUGAUAGAAGAGCAAAAGUUGUUAGUGCUGAAACCCACUGGCUGUGGUUUGUCAGCAUUAAACUAUAUGACUCUGCAAUUUAUUCUGAUUUGUGCAUAAUAUCGAUACAUCCAUCUAUUGUCUACCGCACUCGCGCCCACGGGCAACGUCAUGCAAACUCCACGCAGAAAUGGCUGGAUGUGAACCAGCAACCUUCUUCCUUAAAUAACCUUAAAUAACAAUUAUGUGGAAAGGCAAACAUGUAGCAUAACAUAAGUGUAAAAUUGAAGCAUUAGCGAAGAUAAAACUCUAAAACUGAACAGUUUCAUGUGAAUGACAUAUGGAGGGAUUUUCAUUCAUUGAUUCUCUACACUUAUUUGUGUAGUCACCAAUGUUCCCACGGCGGACACUAUUGUUCUUGGAAGUCAUUGAUGCGUAAAUGGUAUGAGGAACUUUAUCAUGACUCAUUUUCAUCAGACAGUCUACUUCCUCAUAGAGCAGGUGUCGGCCUGAUCACCCUGCAAACCUGCAGGAGACGCACAUCUAUCUUUCUCACUGAGCAACAAAUAACUACCCGAGGUACUCAAGAAAGAUUACCUUAAAACACUGAGAUGGCUGCAGAAAAAGACACAGGGAUGGAACAAGUCACAGGUUACAGUGACUGGAUGUCGCGACUACCAGCUGAACUUCAUAACACUACUCUCUUUGAUGUGGCCAUACCAGGAAGCCACGACUCGAUGAGUUACGAUUUGGACACGCAGUCCUCCAUCGUGGAGCCCGACGCCCUGAAAGUCUUCAGCAAUAUUUAUUAUGUGCGGAAAGUUUUGUACAACUGGGCAGUCACUCAGGAGGAGCCCAUCACAAAGCAACUGGAUGCUGGCGUCCGCUACUUUGACCUGAGGAUUGCUCGCAAGCCAGACGACACUGACCCCACAAGACUUUACUUUUAUCACGGCCUGUACACACAUACUGAUGUAGAGACUAUUCUCACAGCGAUUAAUGGCUGGGCAGAGAGUCACCCCAAAGAGAUCCUCAUCCUGGCUUUGUCCCACUUCAAAGGAUUUGACAAAGACGGAGAGCAGCUCCACAGCCACCUCAUCAACUUCAUCAAAACCUUGUUUGGAGCCAAACUCCUCCAAAGAUUUGACAUCCCGACACUGAAGAGCUCCUGGGACAAGGGCAGAAAUGUCAUAGUUUCCUAUGAUUAUCCAGCAAAUCAACACCCUGAGAUAUGGUGUAAAAUACCCUAUUUCUACGGCAACAGUAUGGAUCCUGCUCAGGUGGAAUCCAAAAUCUGCUGUGUUUUGGAAAAACCGAGACCUUGUGGUUUCUUUGUAUGCGGCCUGAAUCUGACUCUGCCAGAAGAUGCAGGGGCACUGCGCUACGUCCUGUGCUCCCGUGGCAACUUUGCCAAUGUCACAGAGAGGAGUCUCCCAGAGAUGGUGCAGUGGGUGAAACAGUACGCCGGCAGAAGACCUAACAUUGUCGCCUCAGACGUGGUCACUCGGGACGACUUUGUCUCAACGAUUGUCCAGCUCAAUUACAAAGGGAAUUAAGAGACAGAGGAGAGGUGUUUCACAUCGUGACACAUGCAUAUGUAUUGCAAUAUGUCAUAGCCAUACAUGAAGUUUUUAUCACUGUAAAACCAUUAUAUCCUUCAAAUAUGUAUAUUUUAUGUGAUGGUUAAUGUUUUAAUUUGAUUUCAUGUUUGUUAAGUAUUAUGGAAGCCCUAUUUCCACUGGUGUAAGAAUUAUACAACAGAGCACUCAUAAUAAGUCAAAAUGAAGAGAUAGUGUCUUUAUUGUUCCCACUUUGGACCUCAUUGGUAUGAGUUUUUAUGCAAUUUGUUUGUCAUUAUAAUUUCAAGAUUGUGUUGUAUUAUUACAACAUUAUAUCUGAUAUGUUCUUGUUUUUUAGAGUUUGUUUGUGUCGUUAAAAUUACCAUAACGAAUGUUUAUUUCCCCAUUUUCUGUAACUUGUCUCUUCUACCAUACUAUCUGUUGGUGCGCCAUCAUGUGCAAAUAUAUGGUAUUGCAACAAA
Messenger RNA from Solea senegalensis (Senegalese sole), 2225 nucleotides. Its product is annotated as PI-PLC X domain-containing protein 1-like. Bases 796 to 1740 code for a protein of 314 amino acids. The record is from RefSeq and is a predicted model, not a curated record. Lineage: Eukaryota; Metazoa; Chordata; Actinopteri; Pleuronectiformes; Soleidae. Gene Ontology annotation, biological process: lipid metabolic process. The transcript is spliced from 7 exons. Gene Ontology annotation, molecular function: phosphoric diester hydrolase activity.